Molecule: messenger RNA, 1395 nt
Organism: Pocillopora verrucosa
Lineage: Eukaryota; Metazoa; Cnidaria; Anthozoa; Scleractinia; Pocilloporidae
Product: RNA 3'-terminal phosphate cyclase-like protein
Biological process (GO): endonucleolytic cleavage of tricistronic rRNA transcript (SSU-rRNA, 5.8S rRNA, LSU-rRNA); ribosome biogenesis
Cellular component (GO): nucleolus
Molecular function (GO): RNA endonuclease activity
Source: RefSeq, a predicted model, not a curated record
GGAAUGUCAUUACCACUCACCCUUCCAAAUCGUCGUCCGCCAUUUUGAACGAAAACGUAAGUUACUGGUCCAGCAGCAAAAUCCAGAGUAAAAGAGUACGUGAUAUAUGACAAGUGGAAAGGUCACCCACGUGCGUUUUUCAACAUGGCGGCUGAUUUGACAUACGAAGGUUGUAAUUUUUUCCGACAAAGACUUGUUUUGGCGACGCUUAGCGGUAAAUCGGUGAAAAUAAAAAACAUAAGAGCUGUUGAAGACGAUCCUGGGCUGAAAGACUUUGAAGCAAGUUUUAUACGGCUCCUGGACAAGGUAACAAACGGAUCACGAAUAGAAAUUAAUGAAACAGGUACAAUGCUGUUUUAUAAACCUGGCCUGUUAACUGGAGGAACCAUUGACCAUGACUGUAAUCCUCAAAGAUCCAUUGGUUAUUACCUAGAAGCAGUGGUGCUGCUGGCACCAUUUUGCAAGAAACCUAUCAGACUUACUCUGAAAGGAAUAACAAAUGACAGACAUGAUCCAACAGUUGACAUCAUUAAAACAGUUACGCUCCCUCUGGUAAAGAAGUUUGUGGUGGACGAUGAAGACUUAGAUUUAAAGAUUGUGAAAAGGGGAGCACCUCCAGAAGGAGGAGGGGAGGUGGUAUUCUCUUGUCCUGUGAGGAGAAACUUGCGGCCAUUACAAUUCACAGAUCCUGGCAAGAUAAAAAGAAUAAGAGGCCUUGCGUAUGCUAUGAGAGUUUCUCCAGCUAUUUGUAAUAGAGUGGUUGAUGCAGUCCGUGGUGUUUUGAACCAGUUUGUGUCCGAUAUCUACAUUUAUACAGAUCACUGCAAAGGAGGUCAAUCUGGAAAGUCACCAGGGUUUGGGAUCUCAUUAGUUGCAGAAUCAACAACUGGUGCCAUGCUAAGUGUUCAGACAUCAUCUACCCCAGUAGGGGAGGGUCAGCCAGUUGUCCCUGAGGAUCUUGGCAAACAGGCAGCUGAAAUGUUACUUGAAGAAAUUUACAAGGGAGGCUGUGUUGACUCUCGCCAUCAGAGUGUUGUUCUCCUUUACAUGAUUCUGGGACAAAGGGAUGUUUCUAAAAUUCUCACUGGUCCACUGACUCCAUAUACCAUUCAAUUUUUAAGGCAUCUAAAAGAAUUUUUUGGAGUGAUGUUCAAAAUACAAGCACAACAGAGUGAUGACGACAACAGUGUAGCAGGAGGAGAGAGUAAAAUCUUGCUAUCAUGUGUAGGGGCUGGAUACACGAACAUUAACAAGACUAUGGUGUAAACAAAAAAAAAAGCAGAGAAGUCAGGGAUAUUGAGACCUUGAUUCUGUGGGAAUUUAUUUAUUUUUUCAUAUUAUAGAGUGAAUGUAAACUUGUCUUCAUCUCAAAUAAACUCAUAUUGAGACAUGAAA